CUGUUUCGUUUGUUUUGGGUGGCGCCAACAAUGGACUGAAAAGACUUUUUGAAGCUGUUCGUGAUGUACAUAACUGUUUGUUUUGGAGACAACAAUAUUCUUCAGUUGGAACUAUCGGUCAACUCUAACAUAGAAGAACUUUUCAAUGUCUUGAGUCUUGAGGCCUCAACACCCGAGGACAAGUUAGAAGUAUGGUUUGAAGGGACCUUAUUACAAAAGGAAGACAAGAGAACUAUUCAGGAAGUGGGAAUGAAGGAAAAUGACUUUUUAUUUGUAAAAGUAAGGCAAGAGCCAAGUGGCUACCCUGAAGCUGGACCUUUCAACUGGAGCGUUGCCUCCCAAUCACAAGGAAGAAGUACUACAGGAGUUAACCCUUCUGGCGCAAGUUCUCAGGUUUCGUGGAAGAAUAACAACUUGUAUGAUACUCAAGUUCAGAAAGCUUUGGAAGAAUAUAUAAGGCAAAAGAAUAUUGCAGAAAAUCUGGAAGCAGCUCUGGAAUACAAUCCAGAAGCCUUUGGUAGUGUGGUUAUGUUGUAUAUAUCAGCCAAAGUGAACAAUGUAGAAGUCACUGCUUUUGUAGAUUCGGGUGCACAACAUACUAUUAUUUCUAAGCAGUGUGCAGAACGGUGUCGAAUUAUGCACUUGAUCGAUUCUCGUUUUGGAGGGAUUGCCAAGGGAGUAGGAACAGCUCGCUUUCUUGGAAGGAUUCAUAUUUCUAUGUUCAGUAUUGGAGAACAGUAUUUUCCAGUUUCUUUUCUGGUUAUUGAGGAUUUGAGUUUUGAUAUGCUUUUUGGUUUGGAUAUGUUACGUCGGCAUCGAGCUGUCAUUGAUUUGGAGCAAAACUGUCUGAAGAUGGGUGAAGCAGUAGCCUACUUUUUAGCAGAGAAAGAUAUUCCUGAAGCUUUUCGACUCAAUAGGGAUAUAGGAGUAGAACGAGGAGAGUCUUCACGAGACUUGAGACGACAACCACACGUUGGUUCAAGACGUUUAUGGGAUGAUGCCAACAAUACUAUAAGCCAACCUUUUUCAGAAGAUGCUAUUCAACGUUUGAUAAGUCUUGGUUUUGGUCGAGACGAAAUAUUAACAGCACUAGUUGCCUGUGAUGGAAAUGAAGAACAGGCUGCGAAUCUUUUAGCUGCUCAUAAAUAUGGCUUUUGAAGAAUGGACUUUGUGGGACAAUGAAUUUCUCUCAAAUCUUAACAUCGUUGGAAGGAUGAAGUUGUGAGAAUAAAGUAAUUGUGUGAAACCCAAACAUGUUUAACAGA
This is a messenger RNA of Galdieria sulphuraria, 1265 nucleotides long. RefSeq names its product DNA damage-inducible protein 1. Gene Ontology annotation, biological process: proteolysis. The coding region runs from base 64 to 1158 and encodes 364 amino acids. The transcript has a single exon. The record is from RefSeq and is a predicted model, not a curated record. Gene Ontology annotation, molecular function: aspartic-type endopeptidase activity; protein binding. NCBI's taxonomy places the organism in Eukaryota, Rhodophyta, Bangiophyceae, Galdieriales, Galdieriaceae.